UCAUCAGUGUUCGUCUUUCUAUGGACGUGCAUACAAAGUUAUCUGUUGGAAAAGAUUGCAUUUACGAUUAACGGCUUUAUUCUUAGUUAUAGGAAUAGUUAAGUUAUAUCAUUAAAAUUAAAUUUCUAACGUAUAAAUAUGAAUCAUUGAAUAAAACAAUUAAAAAAAUUAGUGACAGGUGGUUUGACGUUUAUUCGCCGCCAUCGUUAUUAGCGACAGUGAUCUGCCAUAUUGCGCGUGAUAUAAAGAAUUGUAUUACAUUUACGUUAUUACGGUUAUUAUUUGUACAUUCAGUGCAAUAGUUUAUUGUUUAUGUAGUAACAAUAAUUACAAGCGAUUUCCUCGAUUGAAUUUCUGAGAAAAUACUUCCCGACAAAGCGCUGUAAAACGAAACAAAAUGUCAACUGGACCAUAUAAUUAUUCUUAUAUCUUUAAGUACAUUAUCAUAGGAGAUAUGGGAGUAGGUAAAUCAUGUUUACUACAUCAGUUUACAGAAAAAAAGUUUAUGGCAGAUUGCCCGCAUACUAUUGGUGUUGAGUUUGGAACUAGAAUCAUUGAAGUGGCAGGCCAGAAAAUAAAAUUACAAAUAUGGGACACUGCAGGGCAGGAACGUUUCAGAGCAGUUACUAGAUCUUAUUAUCGGGGAGCAGCUGGAGCAUUAAUGGUCUAUGAUAUUACUCGUCGUUCAACUUAUAAUCAUCUUAGCAGCUGGCUUACAGAUACCAGGAAUUUAACAAAUCCAAGCACUGUUAUAUUUUUAAUUGGUAACAAAAGUGACUUGGAAGGUCAACGAGAUGUUACUUAUGAAGAAGCAAAACAAUUUGCUGAUGAAAAUGGUCUUAUGUUUGUAGAAGCUAGUGCAAAAACUGGACAUAAUGUCGAGGAAGCUUUCCUGGAAACAGCAAAGAAAAUAUUCCAAAGCAUACAAGAUGGCCGCUUGGAUUUAAAUGCAGCAGAAUCCGGAGUUCAACACAAUCCCAGUCAACCAGGACGUACCAAUCUUCAAGGAGUAUCUAAUGAACAGCAGGGUGGAAAAGACUCUUGCUCCUGUUAGGUCUUUAUUUGUUUGUAUAUAGAAACAUGAAUUCCUCGGUACUAUUAAUGCAUAUAUGAUUUAUACUAAGUAUAGCAAGCAAAUAGUCUCCUGUCUUUAUCCCUUUACCUUUGAUAAGUCAAAUCUACUUAAUAAAAGUUAUCAAUUCGUUUUUAGAAUUAAUUUGCAAAACAAAGAUAUGAAUAUAUGAUUCAGUAUAAAUAUACACACAUAAAUUAUACUGAUGGUAAUCAUUCUGUAUUGGCAUUGUGAUUGAUAUUUUAAUGUUAAAGCUUUUUUAUGAUUAUUGUCAUUUGCAUAUAUUUUCCAUAGAUCGUAUAUUCUGUUGUGUAAGGAUAUUAAAUAUUAGACAAUAUGUUGUAUUCAUAAAUCUUAUAGUACACGUGUACAAGGUGCAUUGCACGAGACAUUUACUUAAUCACAUGAAAAUAUGAUAAAUGUGAAUGUGACACAGUUGAAUAAGAUAUGUAUUUACUAUUGUAAAUUAAAUUCGUGGAACAAGAUUGAACAUGUUUGUUCGCGUUUGUUAUCUAAUUUGCAAUUUGAAAGUUACUGUACUAUAAGGUUAAAUGCAAAAAAAUUAUUGGUAAAACAAAUUUCUCAGCAGGAUGAAAACAAAACAAAACAAAAAAUUGUCAUAAAAUAGCAUAAUGAAACAAUAUUGAUAUCA
Osmia bicornis bicornis is the source of this 1724-nucleotide messenger RNA. It is a transcript of the gene Rab14, whose product is annotated as ras-related protein Rab-14. Gene Ontology annotation, molecular function: GTP binding; GTPase activity. NCBI's taxonomy places the organism in Eukaryota, Metazoa, Arthropoda, Insecta, Hymenoptera, Megachilidae. Gene Ontology annotation, biological process: defense response to bacterium; endocytic recycling; phagosome maturation. Bases 398 to 1054 code for a protein of 218 amino acids. The record is from RefSeq and is a predicted model, not a curated record. Gene Ontology annotation, cellular component: Golgi apparatus; phagocytic vesicle; recycling endosome. The transcript is spliced from 7 exons.